Physcomitrium patens is the source of this 1646-nucleotide messenger RNA. The record is from RefSeq and is a predicted model, not a curated record. Lineage: Eukaryota; Viridiplantae; Streptophyta; Bryopsida; Funariales; Funariaceae.
GGGACCAUGCUGCGCAUAUUGAAGUCGUUCUAGGUGUUCUUCCUCGAAGCCUAUGCUUUUCUCUCGUUCAACGCCUCAUGCCUUGCUUCCCUUGCCUCACUAGCCAUCAACUUGAAGAUCGUUCUCUCUGCCUUUUGUCUACUCCACCUACAGCGAUGUUUUAGAAUCGAUCCCAUGACAAGGCGUCUGCUCCACGGCCGAAUUGCCUGUGACGCUCUUGCGCAGCAGCUGGAGCUUUCGUAAAAAUUUCUGCAUGUCUUCGGUAGACUGGGUUCGCCUCAUCGAGCAGUUGCGAAGGGAGCUGUCGACUUAACAGCGGACCAGGAUCUCGAGUGGACAAACUUUGUGGUCAUCUCGGAGGUGGUGCUGCUCUGUCCAGGAUUUUUAGAAUUUUUAGCCGGCGCUGCGAUGGCUGGUCAAUUGAAAGCGAAAUUACCCAUUAUCCGGGAAUUUGAGCUAAUCUUGAGCUGACUUGCAACGAGCUAGAUAAAUUGCUACUACCCACGACGGUUUCCUGUCUUUCGGAACCUGAUACCCUAAAUCAUGGGGUGGAUUCCUUUCGAGACCAGAUACAAUUACGACGAGGAUGAUUAUCGAAGACACCGCAUAACUCGCAUUUGUCUCUUCCUGUGCGCCGCAAUCGUCGUCAUCGUGCUCGUGCUCGGUCUGGCGACCCUCAUUGUCUAUCUCAUCCUCCGCCCGAAAGCCACUCACUACAACAUCGUCUCUGCCAGCGUCCAUACCCUGGAAGUCAUCGGCUCCAAGGACCUAACCUACACGUCAACCGUGAACGCGGUAUUUAUAUAUGGUCUUGAAGCUCAGAAUCCCAACAGCAAGGUCACCAUGGAGUACGAAAAGUUCAAUGUCCAGACUCUCUACCUGGGUACAGACAUCGGCCACAGUAGCGUUGAUGGGUUUAUACUCGGCUACCGAGGCUCGAACGUAGUCAUGAUCACAACCUCCGCCAUGAACCUGGUGGUGAACAACAUUGUCGGCAACACACUGCGAGGCGAAAUCAGCCAACAGUGGGUCUUCUUGACGGUGCGAAUUGAUACCCGAGCACGCGCCCACAUCGGUUCUUAUACCUCCUUCUGGAUGUGGCUUCACUCAGUCUGCGAGAUCAAUGUCACUCCGCCCAGUAACGGUGUCUCCGGAAUGCUGAUGAAAUACCGUUGCAGAAACACAUAGUGAUCCAUUCAAUCAGUUCAUCACCGAUUCCAGAAUACAGUCAACCGCUCGUUCAGGGGGCGUUUCCAGUGUGCGGCUUCGGCUUCAGCUUUUGUGAGGAUGCAAGGUUUUGAUCACACAGGCACAUACACACAUAUUUACAUGUAAACAAACUGUAUUCAACAAUCAAACUGGGAAAGGUGUAGAAGAAUACGAAUAUGAAUCGUAGCUGUACAAUUAAAUCCCUUCUGAAGGAGCUAUUGACAGCAUAUAUAGCUGCAAAAGUCAGCUAUUUGUUCGACUACUGUGUACUUGCAACAUAGGUUUUCAAAAAUGAAAUUUGUGCAUAACUCAACUGGUCUCUGCUCCAUUGAUAUAUGUGUUUAAUAAGGGGGUUUUGAAUUUAUUCCCUAAGUUCCGUGUGGCUUAGUCAAGCAAGAACAGUUUGCAAUAAAUGGUGUUAAGCCAUCAACUUCUAA